This is a messenger RNA of Oncorhynchus mykiss (rainbow trout), 2658 nucleotides long. The record is from RefSeq and is a predicted model, not a curated record. NCBI's taxonomy places the organism in Eukaryota, Metazoa, Chordata, Actinopteri, Salmoniformes, Salmonidae.
UCACGUGCCACCGCGUCGGAAGUUACGUUACUUCCGAGAGUCGCGUUGGCGUUUUCUAAACAGAGACAGACAUUUCGAUGAAGACAGUCCAGGUCAGAAGAUGUGGCGACUGUAACUGAAUCUGGAGCCAGACACACGGAUUGGACAUGCCCAGGUUGUUCUGCCAUGGACACAGACAUGAUACCAACAUUCACUUCAAAAGACCAGGAGAUUGACUACUGGAAGACCUUAUCCCUCAAGUAUAAGAACAGUUACCAUGAGGCCCAGGAGGAGCUGCUGGAGUUUCAGGAAGGGAGCAGAGAGCUGGAGGCAGAGUUAGAGGCCCAGCUAGGACAGGCUGAACAUCGCCUCAGAGACCUGCACACAGAGAACCAAAGACUGAAGAGCGAGUUGGACAACCUCAAGGAGAAGUUGGAGCAGCAGUAUUCUCAGAGCUAUAAGCAGGUCUCCAUGUUAGAGGAUGACCUGGGACAGACCAGAGGAAUCAAGGAACAGCUUCAUAAAUACGUCAGAGAACUGGAGCAGGCCAACGAUGACCUGGAGAGAGCCAAGAGGGCGACCAUCGUAUCUCUGGAGGACUUUGAGGGUCGUCUGAACCAGGCCAUAGAGAGGAAUGCCUUCCUGGAGAGUGAGCUGGAUGAGAAGGAGUCUCUACUGGUCUCAGUACAGCGACUAAAGGAUGAAGCCAGAGACCUGAGACAGGAGAUGGUGGUGAGGGAGAGGACUGCAGACAGAAUGUCAGCCCCCAGCUCUCCUACCCUGGACAUGGACAAGAUGGACUCUGCUGUCCAGGCCUCCCUGUCCCUGCCUGUCACCCCUGUAGGGAAGGGCAUGGAACACCCGUUCAUCAACCCUAAAUCAUCAGUGUUAACAAAUGGCUGUGGGCCUGGCGGCUCACCUCUGACCCCAUCAGCAAGAAUCUCUGCUCUUAAUAUCGUUGGGGACCUUCUUAGAAAAGUGGGGGCGCUGGAGUCCAAGCUAGCUGCAUGUAGGAACUUUGCCAAGGACCAGGCGGUGAGGAAAACCUACUCCACGUCGUCCACCAACAUGAUCACUGGGAACGGAAACCUCGUCAACAGCAACGCCACCAAGUUCUCCCACUCACUACACACCACCUACUACGACAAAACGGCUGUGAAUGGACUGGACCCCAGCACCCUGAGUGCCCUGGCGUCGCCCCGGACUGUCUCCUCUCCUGGCAUGCUGCCUCUCACCGUUUAGCAUGGCCCCCACCUCUGUACAAGCUCCCCGCAGAACAAGGUUAUCCUCAUCCUUCACCCCAAACCCCACCCCCCCACACAAAAUCUGUACAACUCCUGUACGCCCUGCAGAACACUGAGGAGAGAACCCUUGAAGAACCGUUACUGUGUGUGUGUAUGUGUGUGUGUGUGUGUGUGUGUAGGAGAGACACUUGACUGAAUGAUUGAAAAGGGCCUCACUCACCUAUGAGUGGGUGGGGUUGGAUGCUGGGUGUGUUUGUGUGUAUUUAACAUACAGGCACAUGCCUCUGCCUGAGCUGUUCUUUGCUCGUGUGGACGAUGUGUUGGUGACCUCUGUGCUCUGGAGUGUCUCCAUUUUGGCUCCGUCAGUUUGAUCAGUUUCACUCUAUAACAGCUAUAUAACAGCAACUGUACCUGACAAAGGUCCCCAACGGACUGCAGCUUCCUUCCUCGUAACCUUUUAUUUACUUCUCUGAUUGAAUUGCACAAUUACAAAUAAUUUAUAUUUACAAUGUUGUAUUUAAAAAAAUGAAAGGGGACUUUUUGCAAAGUGAGAUGAUUUCAUCAUUACUGUAUGUAUGCUUUAAGAUGCAAUAUUUCCUGUUUGUUUGUGUUUUAUGUUAUGGGGUCAGAUGGAGUGGAUGACCCUUAACCUCCAUGUACCGAAGAAUGACUGAAUUAAUGUUUACUGUGUUCAGGCUGUGAUCAGAACCAUGUUCUCUUAUUGGGCUGCAUCUCAAUAGUCCAGUUAUAAUAGCCUCAUCUCCUCAUCUCCUUCCUCUUAGUAGCCCAGUUAGUCUUGGAGAGAAUAAAACAGGAUAAAACAGGACUGGUAAAAGCCACAUGGAUGAUCUAUCUCUACCAGAAAUGAGCUUUUACCUGUAAUUUCCUUCCCAUCAGUGCAGAGGAGGGAAAGAAGAGAAGACGAGGAAACCACUUUAUACUAUUGAGAUGCACCCCCCAAGUCCCUAUUGUCCUGGGUGUGGGCUGGCCAGACAGAACAGACCGGUCAGCUGGUGGACCAUCUGUAGUCUGAGAGGGAGGGAGGGACCUCCAUGUUAAAUAGCCUGGAAACAUCAGCUGCUGUCCUCUUCAUUAAUGAAGUUAGGUCUGCUUCACCACAGACUGUACCGUCCUAAUGGCACCCUAUUCACUAUCUAGUGCACUCCUACUUUAUAUAAGCCUUGGAUGGAUGAUCGGUGAUGUUCAGGGGAAGACUAAGCCCUUACUACUUCAUAUAAGCCUUGGAUGGAUGGCUGUGUAUUUAUGAGGUUGGUACCAUGUUAUAUUCAUUGAAUCCCCUUUCCCUAUUCUGAUGCGUAAUUAGUAUCAGACAAAACUGUUGCUUUAUAGAAACAAACAAGUCAACCCUGAGCACUGCAGUGCGUCAGACAAAACUUACUUAUUCACAUUGAGAGAUAUAUAUAUAUAUAUAUAU